Molecule: messenger RNA, 1124 nt
Organism: Laetiporus sulphureus 93-53
Lineage: Eukaryota; Fungi; Basidiomycota; Agaricomycetes; Polyporales; Laetiporaceae
Exons: 1
Coding region: 467-928 (153 amino acids)
Source: RefSeq, a predicted model, not a curated record
GCGGGCCUUCGACGAUCAGCAUCACGGAGAACAAAAACAGAGACGUACACACGAGUUGAACGGAGGCUUGCCUAGAGGUUCAUGGCACCUUGAGGCAGCCCGGUCGGACUUACAGACGAUGUUGAUCAUAGUCGGGUCAUCAACUUCGCCUCUUAAGAACUUGAUCGGCGCUGGGGAUUAGUACAGCCUUAUCAGUCAGUAUCACGAUUAUCACUAGUCGCUGAUGAGUAGCACAGCAUGUCGAUGGCAUAACGCCGGUCUUCCAAGAUGCGGUCAUUCCAAAAAGAUAUCUUGCAGAUUGGUUGGCCAGCGCAGAGGACGAGUCGUGAUGCACCGAAAAUAUACACCAGAUGGUCGUGUUGCACCGCACUUGGAGACACUCUUCUUAGCGGCCGUCUGUUGUGCAGAACGUAAUUUGUCGACGGGGACAAUCCCGUGAGAACGUCGUGUAGCCGAGCGCACCACCAUGCGGGAUAUGGACACGGAGCUACGCGGGAAGAUCUGGAAAACAAAGCAUGCGUUGGAGAUGCCCGUCCACGCUGAGCCUUCACGUCGGCGGCCAUCGGCUACUCCACCGCGAACAAUGCAACGCGGAGACACAGCCGCGAAGUCGCCACUUGCCGUCCGGAAAGAAGCUAGCAUUUCAUCAACCAGGGCUGCCGGCGGAAGGGCGUCACCGAGACAAGGGCUCGUCAAUGUGUAUGUGGAACACUGCAGCGUUGAGAACACGGUUUGGCUGGCUAUGACCGGAGCGACCGAAAUCAAGAGUGUCAGCAGGCCAGGUGGGACAUACAAUGUGGAACGCCAGGAUGGAGACCGUUUGCAGAGAUGGGGUUAUGGGUGGGCUCAGCUGAGCGAUCCAGCACUUACCGGCAAUCUGGAUGAGGACCCUGAGAAAAGCGAGCCAAUAAAGGCUGUCCUUGUUUGAUAGAUAGCGUUCAUGGGGUGCAUCUACGCGUAUGGGAGCUCGCCCUCGUCGCUCAGUAAAAAAAAGCCAAGAUUUGAUAGCAGGCUCAACCUCACCUCGGUGUCGUCAUCUCAGCGAAGAGAAUGAUGCUAAAAAUGCUACUAGCAUCACCAAUAUCCCGAGUCAGCGCGAUGAUGAUACGCCAGAACAACGCUGA